AUGGGGGAUCCGCUCGAUACAGAUGACCCUGUCCUUGAGGCGCAAUUGUCCCGGACGGAGUCAUUGCGUGCAGCAGCUCAUACGUUCAGCCCCGUUCAUGAGGUGCUGUUUGUGACGGUUGUGUGUAUGGCCCAGUUCAUGACCCAGGCAGCUCUGUCGACUUGUCUAUCGCCGCUAGAUAUCAUCGGGGAUAGCUUCGACAUCGGCAAUCCGGGAAUCUUGAGUUGGUUGAUUGCCGGCUAUUCGUUGACAGUCGGCACGUUUAUUCUCUUCUUUGGACGAUGCGGAGACCUAUUUGGCUAUCGUGUCAUGAUGAUUAUAGGCUUCUCCUGGUUCGCCAUCUGGUCGAUGGUGGCAGGCGUGAGCGUCUACUCUAAUUACAUCCUGUUUAUCUUCGCGCGCGCUCUGCAGGGGCUCGGUCCGGCAAUGUUAUUUCCAAACGCUCUCGCAGUCCUGGGAGCCACCUACCCACCAGGAAACAAGAAGCGUCUGAUCUUUGCUCUUUUUGGAGGAAAUGCUCCCAGCGGAGCAGUGGUAGGUGGGGUGUUUGCGGCACUAUUCAGUCAAUUGUCGUGGUGGCCCUGGUCCUUUUGGUGUACGGCCAUUUACUGUCUGAUCCUCGCCGUUCUUGUUUAUCUUGUAGUCCCGCCGACACCAUCUCAUACGCAGGGUAUGCGGUUCUGGACACUCGUCUCCGAGCUCGACGUUGCUGGAGCAGCUCUGGGAAUCACUGGAUUGGUCCUAGUCAAUAUCGCUUGGAACCAAGCUCCAGUGGUGGGCUGGCAAGAAGCUUAUGUUUAUGUUCUACUCAUCAUCGGGUUCAUAUUUCUCGCCGUAUUCAUCUACUAUGAGAGCAAAAUUUCUAAACAUCCGCUAAUUCCCUUUGAAACCCUCAAUGCGGAUGUUUCUUUUAUCCUGGGCUGCGUGUCAUGUGGCUGGGCCAGUUUUGGCAUCUGGAUAUAUUAUGCGUGGAGGUUUUUGGAGAAUAUUCGCGGAAACUCACCGUUACUGACAGCUGCACAGUUUGUCCCUGUGUCACCAUCGGGCCUUCUCGCUUCGUUUGCCACAGCUUAUCUCAUGGUCAAAGUAAGGCCCGGGUGGAUCAUGCUAGUGGCACUCUCCGCAUUUACAUUAGGAAGUGUCUUGAUGACCAUCAACCCAGUGCACGAGACAUAUUGGGCGCUCACAUUCGUCUCCCUGCUUGUCAUGCCAUGGGGCAUGGACAUGUCUUUUCCGGCAGCAACAGUGAUCUUAUCAGAUGCAGUCGGCCGGCGCAAUCAAGGCAUGGCGGCGUCCUUGGUGACCACUGCGGUAAACUACAGCAUCUCAAUUGGACUCGGUAUUGCGGGAACGGUGGAAGUGCAUGUUAAUAAUGGUGGAUUGACUUUCGAAGACAAGCGCAAAGGGUACCAUGGGGCACAAUACAUGGGUAUCGGGAUUGGUGGACUUGCAACAAUGUUCUCGCAAAUAAUGAGAAAUCUUGGCCAUAAUCCGUUCCGGGGCCAGCCGAGUCACGUGAUGUCGAAUGCUGCCCGAAUAGGCCUAGCUUGCCAAGCAUCCAAGCCGAGAGCGACUGCACCCGAAGCGCGGCCACCUCAACCUCCAAGACCGAAAGGAAACUUCGUUCCAGCUGCCACAACACCUCCAAUUCCUCGCAUCCUCGCUGAAUAUUCACAAUGGGUGGUGGAUUCGAUCCCAAGCAUGGAAGUUUCUCGGCCUGAGAAGGGCAUUGCCACAUACACACUCUCUCCCAACCGCCAACGCUUGUUCCCCAACUUCUGGCACACCGCUAUCUUCAACACCUUCCGACGUUUCCGUCAUCAAGUCCUCUAUGUCGCACCUCCCUUCAUUGUGGCAUACUCACUGAUGAACUGGGCCACUGAAGAGAAUGAAUUUCUGAACUCUAAAGCCGGUCGGGAAGGUGGUCAUGAGUAA
This is a messenger RNA of Talaromyces atroroseus, 1935 nucleotides long. RefSeq names its product Drug resistance protein. Gene Ontology annotation, cellular component: membrane. The record is from RefSeq and is a predicted model, not a curated record. Gene Ontology annotation, biological process: transmembrane transport; mitochondrial electron transport, ubiquinol to cytochrome c. Bases 1 to 1935 code for a protein of 644 amino acids. Gene Ontology annotation, molecular function: transmembrane transporter activity. The transcript has 4 exons. NCBI's taxonomy places the organism in Eukaryota, Fungi, Ascomycota, Eurotiomycetes, Eurotiales, Trichocomaceae.